AUGCUGAUCAGUUUGAACAAAUCCAUAAAGGCCUCUUUGUACGGGCGCAAAAGGGUCACCCCCUGCUCUCACCCCUCCUCUCCUCCACCCCCUGCCCUCACCCCCGGCUCUCCUCUCACCUCCGGCUCUCCUCUCACCCCCGGCUCUCCUCUCACCCCCGGCUCUCCUCUCACCCCCGGCUCUCCUCUCACCCCCGGCUCUCCUCUCACCCCCGGCUCUCCUCUCACCUCCGGCUCUCUGCCUUCUCCUGUUGCUGGCACCAUCAGGUCAGACCGGUUUAUGAUCCGAGGAGGGAGCAGGUCUCACGUGAAGACUCUUAUCUCGGCCUUCAGCAGUCAACACGUGAAGAGGAGGAGCCUGGGUCUGGUCUGA
Molecule: messenger RNA, 372 nt
Organism: Knipowitschia caucasica
Lineage: Eukaryota; Metazoa; Chordata; Actinopteri; Gobiiformes; Gobiidae
Source: the annotation of a GenBank genome assembly